AUGGGCUGUGGAUCGUCAAGUCUGAAGGGAGCAGACAUACCCGACCUCAACAGCCAGCCAACGACAGCAACGGGUGCGCAACCAAUCAGGAAAAUCAGGACCAACUUCUCAGAAGUUGACUAUGAUCAAAACGCUCGAGAGCGGCGUCUUACAGAAUAUGCGCCGCACGAGCAACCCCCACCGGUGAGGGAGGAGAGUCAUGACUUUACGGCAGAGCAAAGUGGUUACGAGCAGUGGCAACAAUACGACACUCAACCCGGUCGCCAGAGUUAUGACGCCGGCCCGCCAAUGGGCUAUGUGCUGCCCCAAGGGAGCAUGUCAGGCCCAGACGCCGCGGAUAGGGAUCGCGGCGCGAGCUUGAAACCAUAUCAGACCUUCGACGGAGGUGACUGGGACAACCAAGACGCCUCGGCUCAGAGGCAAGAGUCCUAUGUCAACGGUACACAGGAGACGCGUGGGGACCCGACAUCAAAUGCGUCCAAGAACCAGUUCGCUGCCGCAAACGACCCGGCGAACCCAAGCAACCAGGAAGGGCACCACUCUCAACCAAACGACCACCACCGUGACCAGCGGCAAGCCUCCAGGUACAACAACAACGACGAUGAACUCAACAACGUGUCUCCGAUCUCGUACAACACCGGCACGGACCCGGGCGCGAACCCGGACAUCCACGGCGACGAUGACGAGCCCAAGAAGUCGUGGCUCGGCCAGAAAUACGCGUCCUUCCAGUCCGCUAAGCGCGGCUCGGGCCUCAGCGACGAGGAUGUCCUCAAGUACACGGGCAAGGACAGAAAGGAGCUCAACGAGUGGGUGCAGAACAGGCCUGGCGUCGGUCCAAACCAGGAGGCUGGCCGAGUCGGGUCGGAUUCGGGACUGGCGGUCGGUGCACCUUGGAGCUAG
Cladophialophora psammophila CBS 110553 is the source of this 900-nucleotide messenger RNA. RefSeq lists its product as uncharacterized. The transcript has a single exon. NCBI's taxonomy places the organism in Eukaryota, Fungi, Ascomycota, Eurotiomycetes, Chaetothyriales, Herpotrichiellaceae. Bases 1 to 900 code for a protein of 299 amino acids. The record is from RefSeq and is a predicted model, not a curated record.